This is a messenger RNA of Symbiodinium pilosum, 1039 nucleotides long. The record is from the annotation of a GenBank genome assembly. Lineage: Eukaryota; Dinophyceae; Suessiales; Symbiodiniaceae.
AUGCUGGUGUGCUGCCAGCGAACAGCCCCUGGAACUGAGACGUCGACCAUCCUCCCAAGCCACAAGCCUAUUGGGCGGCAAGAAUGGCUACAACUGACAAUCUCCGAUCCCCAGUCCUACGAACAAGGCACGUCGCUCCGAUCAGACAUCCAGGGGCCCACUGGAUCUUUCCGCUGCCAACUCCUCGUCUACCCUACAGGAACCUCUGGAGCGUCCAACUCUGUGGCCAACGCGCUCGCGGCGUUCGUCGAGCUUAUCCCUCCAGCUUCAGUUGCAGAGACAAGCUGGGCAUGUAAGGAUGUAAUGUACGGCAUCGCAGCUCGGAGUACAGAGUCACAUACUGCAGAAGUGACGAGACAAGACACCUUCACGUUCGACAAAUCAGGAAACGACCGUGGCUGGCAUGACAUCAUCCGCUGGAACGACAGCAAGUGGGCGACAACCACUAGUAUAUGUGUCUGUGCGGAAGUCAGGGGCCUGCCAGUGGCGAAUAGUCUUGUGUCUGAUGUGAGAUUCGUAGACUUUGAGGAGGUGCUGCAGCCCGUUGCAUUUGAUCUACCUGAAGGCUGCAGGCUUUUCUUCGAUCAACGCCUGCUGGUAGCCAGGUCAGACUACUUUCGAGAGAUGUUUUCUGAGUCAAAGUGGUUGGAAGGCCAGAAGCAGGUCGUAGAUCUGUCCACUGAUCAGCUCGCAUCAAAGGGAGCCAUAAGUGCAAUCUUCCGCUUCAUCAUCUCUGGGUCGUUUCAAGCCGAAGGAGACGUGGACCUGGCAUUUGCUGUCCGCGCGCUGGGGGAUCGCUACUGCUUGAAGGAGCUGGUUAAGCUGGCCGACUCUGAGUUGCUGGGUUUGCUUUGUCCUGAAAAUUGCCUGAGUCUUCUGGGGCGGCUGAGUGGAACCAACUCCAGCAUCGAGUUGGCUUGCUGGAAGAUGAUCCAGGCAGAUGGAUGCAAGCUGCUGGAACAGCAGGAGCAGCAGCUUCACCAACUCAUUGAGGAGAAUCCUUCACUAGCAAAGCAGCUUAUCCUACUCAAUGUUAAGA